This is a messenger RNA of Solenopsis invicta (red fire ant), 1263 nucleotides long. Its product is annotated as protein anon-73B1. The record is from RefSeq and is a predicted model, not a curated record. The transcript is spliced from 3 exons. Lineage: Eukaryota; Metazoa; Arthropoda; Insecta; Hymenoptera; Formicidae. Bases 555 to 824 code for a protein of 89 amino acids. Gene Ontology annotation, cellular component: membrane.
UGCUCCGAGUCCACGAGUGCUCCAACGACGAUCUCUCGAAAGUCGCGCGAUCCGCCGCUAUUAUCAUUUCACGAAACAUCACGAUCGCUGUGACGCGGCGGCGGCGGUGGUGGUCGGGAAGGGACGUAGCGUGCGUACAUAAUACAACAUACGUUUGACGAACGUUCUAAUGUUGGUACUAUCUAUCGCCACGCGCGAGAGACUACGAGGCGACGAUCAUCACCGUUCGCUUAUUGAUUUCCACGCCUCGUAGUAGAUAUAUAUCCUCGCGUGAAUAUCGCGGGAUACAUUGCACACCAUGUGCCGAUGUGCUUGAGCAGGUAUCGUUGACCGAGAGACUCGUUUUGACGCCGUGGUGGAUUGCGAGAAGGCUUCUCCGCGGAAAAUUUUUUGCGCGACGAAGGGGGGAAUUCUGGAAUCGUUGAGAACUCCGAACUCCAGAAUGGAAUUGAGAAAAGAGAGAGAAAAGAACGAAAAAACAAAAGAAUGAUUCGUUGGGGGAGCCUUGAGUAAAAACAUGUGAACAAACUGGAUGUUUCGAACAAUUACAAGGGAUGGCUGACACGGAUCCACAAUUUAAACGCCUUUUACUGCCAGCGGAAGAAACUCUGUUUGAACAGUUGUUGAGAUUUGGCCUUUAUGUAGGUGCGGUGUUCCAAAUUAUGUGUUUAUUAGCUAUAGUUGUGUAUCAGGCUGGUCCAUCCGAUGGUGUGGCAGCUUUAAAGGAUGAUCCGAGUGAUGUAGAAUGUUCUGAAAACAGUCCUCAGGUGACACCAAGAAGACCACAUCGACCACGAAAACAGGAGAAAAAGAAGAGGCGUUAAGUUAUUCUCUGUGAUUGGUCUGAUAUAUAAAUACCAAUUAACAAUUGCAUUAAAUCGAAUAUGAUUUCCAAUUGAACAAUAUAAGCGUAAUAAAAUAUAUAUUGUAUGUAAUUUAUUGAAUAGAAAAUUAUAUUUAAAUCAAAACUUGAUAUUUGCAAUGUAAAAGAAAAUUAUAAUUUUGAUAUAAUAUUAUUGUUAGUUGGUGUUUCUACUGAAAAUACCACUCUCUUACUUUACGACCAUCUAAAGGCUGGACUUUUAGAAUAAUUCGUCAGUUUGUUUUUAAGUUAUUUACUAAAUGAACAUAUUACGAUGUAAUAUCAAUCUCUCUAAAAUAUAAUUUAAUCCUACUUUUUUAAGCAUGGAACUGUUAUCUCUGUUUUAAUCUUUUGUACAAUUAUAAAAGCAUUUUUUUAAAUAAAUAACUAUACAAAUACUU